AUGAAACUAUACAUUACAGUCUUAAUGUUCUUAACCUGCGUGUUUGCAGAAGAAAAACGAGGUACACCUGGUUGGAACAAAGCUUACACAGUAGCUAUCAAAUCGUUUACCAAUGGAAAAUUCGUAUGUGCUGAAAAUAUCGGAAAUCAACCAUUAAUUGCCAAUAGAGAUGCUAUUGGUUUAUGGGAAACUUUUGAAAUUCGUUUCACUAACGCACAAACAUUUGCAUUAAAAUCACAUGCAAAUGGUAAGUUUGUCAGUGCAGGUAAUGGUGGAAAUAACUUGCUCAUUGCAAAUAAAGACCACGCUGCAGUAUGGGAGACUUUCACCUUAGUUCCAAAAUAUGGAGCCUUUGGAUUUAAAUCAAAUGGUAAUGCAAAGUUAGUGACUGCUGAAGAAGCAGGAAACAAACCACUUGCAGCUAAUCGCAUUGUUCUUGACGUCUGGGAAAUGUUCAGCUUAGUCUACGUCUGGCCAUCAGUACACAAAGUGGCAAUAAAAGCAUUGGUUAAUGGUUUAUUUGUAUGUGCUGAAAAUGCCGGAAAGCAAUCAUUAAUUGCUAACAGAGGCCAAAUAGGGCCUUGGGAAACAUUUGAAAUUCGCUUCACUAACCCCCAAACAUUUACUCUCAAAUCUCUUGCAAACGGCAAAUUGGUUUGCGCAGAAAAUAAUGGAAAAUCUCCUCUUAUUGCUAAUAGAGAACUUAUUGGACCAUGGGAGACCUUUACGCUGGUUCAAAAUAAAGAAGGAUUUGCUUUCAAAUCACACGCAAAUGGAAAAUUAGUGACUGCUGAAAACGCAGGUCAUAGUAACCUAAUUGCCAACCGCGAUAAUCCUGAUAUUUGGGAAAGAUUCGUUUUUAUUUACUUGUGAUAAUCUUAAAUACUUAUGUUGAUUGUAAGCUAAAUCGAAAAUAAGUUUUUAAAAACUAGAUUCAAUUUGCUUUCUUUUGUUUAAGUUGGAUAGUUUCAACUAAUGUUAGGUAAUAAGUUAAUAAUUUUGUUCACAAUUUAUUAAAAAUGUUUUUUUGUAAUUUUAAUUUUUUUUUUCUGUAUAGUAACGUUUAAAAAAACAUCAUUAAAAAAAAA
Molecule: messenger RNA, 1088 nt
Organism: Hydra vulgaris (swiftwater hydra)
Lineage: Eukaryota; Metazoa; Cnidaria; Hydrozoa; Anthoathecata; Hydridae
Biological process (GO): actin filament bundle assembly; establishment or maintenance of cell polarity; cell migration
Cellular component (GO): cytoplasm; actin cytoskeleton
Molecular function (GO): actin filament binding
Source: RefSeq, marked provisional